UCGGCGUCAAAAAAUUGAGUAAAAACAUUGAUCAACUAUAUUAUAUGCUUAAUCAAUGAUGAAAAUUAUGAAAGUACGAUAAGUGUUAUUGUGGACCCUAGUAGGGCACAAAGUCGGUUUGAAUUACGCAAUUAUGUCAAUAAUUUUUGGGUUUAAAAUUGUUACGCCACUGGUCAGUUUUGACAAUUGACAUGUAUUGACAUAACCUCACUUUUUGCAAACAUCGAAUUUUAUGGUAUUAAAAUGUCGAUGAUUUGCCGUACAUGUCUCCAAAUAGUCGACAAAAGCGCGUUUUGUUACAUCGACACGUUUGACAAUUCGCAAAAGUGCAAUACCGUUCCUAAAGAUGUGUUACAAUUGUGUGUACCUGAAAUGGAUUUGUACAUUUCCGAGCAGCCGGGCAUUUGCAGCGACUGCUUAACACUGUUUGAGAGUUUCUACAACUUCAAAAACAAGUGUCUAGCAUCCGAAGAUAAGAUUUUGUCUUAUUUGAAACGCAACAACGUUGACUCUCAAUGCAAAAUCAACUUGAGUUGCGUCGUGUGCGACGUGGAUGACUCGGAGACUAGUAGGAAGCUCGCUGAGUUGGAGACAAGCCCCGAGAUCGAUGUGAUUAAGUUGAAUGGGGCUCCGACGCUGCCUCGGGCGCAGCCCGACGACAAGGAAGUUCUGUUAUUGACGUGCAAUCAUUGCGCGUUUGCCACAAUGGACAAAGCCAAGCUGAUCAGCCACAAAUGUCUCCCGACCCCCAAUUCAGAGAAGCACAAGUGCCCCUAUUGUGAGUACUCAACGAGUCGGCGCUACCGUCUCAGUUACCACGUCAAUGCCAAACACACCAAAGCCAAUUGGUACAACUGCACGCAAUGCGAGUACAAAACCACCGAUUCGGGCUCGUUGCGACGGCACUUGAAAGUGGUGCAUUUGGGGCACGAUGGGGGUACCUCAGUGGUGACUUGUCCCAUGUGUUAUUUCACGGCGACGUCCGAAGUGGCGCUCCAGAGGCAUAAAGUGGCCAAACAUGGACCGGUGAUGCACCAAUGCACGAUUUGUUCCUACCAAACUAAGGAUAAAAGCAACUUCAGGAAGCAUCUCUAUAUUCACGGAGAUAAGCCGAAGAAGUGCACCAAGUGUAGCUACCAGUGCGUCAGCCCCUACCAGCUGGAGAAGCACUACAAGAGGAGCCAUGUCUGAGGAGGUGAUUUGCGACUGUUUUAUUUCUGUCUGUGAUCAGUUUUUUAUUCAAAUGGGGGCGAAUUUUGAAAAUUAUGGCGAGAAUGACGUAAUUACUAUCGCCAACCAUGAUUUUUUUACUCUGGGUGAUGAAGAAUGACAAAGUUGAAAGAGUUUUUUUUUUUGUUUUAUACACUGUUUUAUAAUUUUUGUCGUCACGUAAGCCAUGAAAUUUUAAUUUGGCAACACUUUUUGGAACAUUCUAAAAUAUCAUCAAUAAUUCAGUGUUGCCAAUAGAUUUUUUGGUCACAUGCGACAGAUAAAACUGCUACUUUUCAUUAUUUAAUGUUGCCAACUUACAUAAUUUCAAAGUCGUAUACUACCUUGAUCAAAACUUUGAUGGUACUUGUGAUGUUUUAAUUGAAUUCAAAAUGCAUCAACAUCUAUUUUCAAUUAAUUAAAAAAUGUAUUAUUUGAUUGAAAUUUUGCCGUUCUCUCUAUCGUAUAUUAAAAUAUGUACUUUAAAUUGCAUUUUUUUAUAUUUUUUAAAUAAAAUUUAUUUAUAGAACGUUUUAUAAUGAUUGACAUCUCGGUAGGCUUUGAGAGUGUGAACCAGACUUUAAUUUUAGUUCCAAAAAAUUAUUAACGUAAACGUUCUUUAGAUCCUGAUACAUUGUAAAAAAUCACAUUUCUGUGGAAUUCUGUCUGAAAAAAUAACAACCUAUUUGUUCAAGAAAAAUUUGAAAAUAGGAGAGAUCAAGCACAAAAACCACUUAAAAAUAUGACGUAUCUUCAACCUCAGUGGGUGCAAUACUAUACAAAUGAACAACCUAGAACUCUCAAAGUACAAAUAUUGCCACUUUAAAUUUAAAUUUUCAUGUCCUACCAAGAUGUCAAUCAUUUUGGAACGCUCUAUACCUCCAAAUUUUGAUUUUUAGUCUCCAUUGUUGCCAACUUAAUACAAUUGGUGGUUAAAGCUCGAGUUGAAUUAAAAUUGCACCAAAACAUUAUUUUUUUAUAUAUAUAUUUUUUUUUUUCAUUUUUAGUUAUUACGUACUUUAAAUUGCAUCUUUUUCAAUAAAACGCGACAUUUUACCUUUGAAUACACCUUGUGCCAUUUCAGUCGCCACACUGUCAACGUCGCAACUGUGUUUUUGAGGUUAUAUAGGUCACAAAUAAUUGGUUUCUGUGUAAAAGAAGAAUCUGACGAAUUUAGAGCCAAAAUACUCUACUACUUCAUACAGAAAAAACAUUAUAAAGUGACAGAAUGCUAUUUAAAUGGCACGACAUACAUAUAUUGAUUUUUUUUUGACGAAAAUGACAAAUUUUUGGGUAACAAAUAGUAAAAAACACCAAUGUUCAAUAAUACAAUGUUGGCAGUGUUGCCAACUUAAUUGAAGGCAUGUGAACUAAUUAAAAAUGUACCAAGACUAUUAGGGAAAAAAAAUCCUUCGCAAUUACGAGUUAAUCGUAUUUUUUAGUCUCCAUUGUUGCCAACUUAAUUAAGUCGGUGGUUAAACCUCAAGUUGAAAUAAAAUUGCACCAAAACAUUUAUUUUUAAUUAUGUAUACGACAAAAAAAAAUACCUUUAAUUUUAUUUUUAGUUAGUUUUUCCAUAAUUCUUUUUCAUAAUAAGUGGGAAUUUUAUUAAUUGUAAUUAAGUGAUAUUUAAAACAUACUCAAAUUGUAGUUUUUAUUAAUAAAAAGUGAUUUUUUACCUUUUUGACUAAAACGUCAGCUUUCUAAUGCAAAUCGACAAUGUUGCCAACUUAAUUUAAUUGCACGCAUGAAAUCAGCAUUGCCAACUCAAACGUCAUUCUUGAUCACCCGGUAUCUCAGAACUUGCGUCCAUGUUCCUCGUAUUUUUUUUUGUCUUACUUGAUAUUUUUCUCUGGGGCGCGAGUUUUGUAUACUUUUUGUGAUUUUACACAAAGUUGUCUCAAAUAUUCCGAAAUUUGUCGAUAUUAUUUUCGACCUAUUCAUUAGUGUACUCAUUACUAAUUGAUGUGUUAGAUAAUAAGUGAAUAAAAAUUGAUUCGAAAAAU
Tribolium madens (black flour beetle) is the source of this 3215-nucleotide messenger RNA. RefSeq names its product zinc finger protein 64-like. Gene Ontology annotation, molecular function: DNA-binding transcription factor activity, RNA polymerase II-specific; zinc ion binding; RNA polymerase II transcription regulatory region sequence-specific DNA binding. The coding region runs from base 244 to 1191 and encodes 315 amino acids. NCBI's taxonomy places the organism in Eukaryota, Metazoa, Arthropoda, Insecta, Coleoptera, Tenebrionidae. Gene Ontology annotation, cellular component: nucleus. Gene Ontology annotation, biological process: regulation of transcription by RNA polymerase II. The record is from RefSeq and is a predicted model, not a curated record. The transcript is spliced from 2 exons.